Paramecium sonneborni is the source of this 941-nucleotide messenger RNA. The record is from the annotation of a GenBank genome assembly. NCBI's taxonomy places the organism in Eukaryota, Ciliophora, Oligohymenophorea, Peniculida, Parameciidae.
CAUUUAAAGAUGCUUUAGAUGUUUAUUUUCUUCUUGAAUAUGUUCGGGGAAUGGAAUUAUUUGAUGUCAUAAGAGAUAUCGGUAUUUUAUUAUUAUAAUCUUUAGGUCUCUUAUCAACAUAUGAUUCUCAAUUUUAUGUAGCCUCUAUGAUUUUGAUAACCGAAUAUCUUCAUCAUUAAAACAUUAUUUAUAGAGAUAUUAAACCUGAAAAUUUCAUGGUUGAUGAUAAAGGAUUCUUAAAACUAAUUGAUUUAGGAACUGCUAAAAUAAUUAAAGGAAAAUAAGGAAUUAUUCGAACAUAUACAAUUAUAGGAACUCCUCAUUGUAAAAUUAUUUAUAAAUGAUUUAAUUAAUAGAUAUGGCACCAGAAAUCAUUUGUGGUAAAGGUUACAAUUGUUUGGUUGAUUUAUGGUCUAUUGGUAUAUGCUUAUAUGAAUUCAUGUGUGGUAUGGUACCUUUUGGAGAAGAAGCAGAAGAUCCAUAUGAAAUUUAUGAAGAAAUUAUCAAGAAAGAUAUAACUUAUCCUAAUUAUUUAAAAGAUAAGAAAGCAAAAAAACUUAUGGACUAGUAAAUUAUUUAUUUAUAUUAUUUUAGAUUGUUAUCUCGAGUUCCUGAAGUUAGAUUAGGAGGUUCUUAUGCAAGUCUUAAAGGAAAUCCUUGGUUUGAAAAUUUUGAUUGGGUAUUUUUUUAUUUAAUAUUAAUUAGGAAAAAUUAUUAGAAAAAGAAAUUAAAACUCCAUAUUUACCUCCAGCUGAUAAAUUACUCCCAGAAAAUGAAAUAAAAUAAUUUGAAUAAAAUGGAAGAAUGAUUGAAGAUGAAAUCAAAGUAAUUAUGAUAAUGUUAUCCUUUAGUAAGAAUAAUCUGUUAGAUAAAUGGAUGGUAAUAACUAAGGAGACUAAGGAUGGGAAAAAGACUUUUGAUAUUUAAAAAUUAAUAUAAGA